CCCGUGUUGCAGCCUUCAGCAUGGAGCAGCUGAGUACGGCCAAUACCCUCUUUGCCUUGGAGCUGUUCCGCACCCUGAAUGAAAACAACGCCACCGGAAACAUCUUCUUCUCCCCCUUCAGCGUUUCUUCUGCCUUGGCCAUGGUCUUCCUGGGGGCCAGAGGCAGCACUGCAGCCCAGCUCUCCAAGACUUUUCAUUUCGACACUGUUGAGGACGUUCAUUCACGGUUUCAAAGCCUGAAUACUGACGUGAGCAAACGUGGAGCUUCUCACACUCUGAAACUUGCUAACAGAUUGUAUGGAGAGAAAACCUACAAUUUCCUUCCCGAGUUCUUAGCUUCAACCCAGAAAAUGUACGGUGCUGACUUGGCCCCUGUGGAUUUUCAGCAUGCCUCUGAGGAUGCAAGGAAAGCAAUAAACCAGUGGGUCAAAGGUCAAACAGAAGGGAAAAUUCCAGAACUGCUGGCUGUGGGCGUGGUUGACAACAUGACCAAACUUGUGCUGGUGAAUGCCAUCUACUUUAAGGGAAUGUGGCAGGAGAAAUUCAUGACACGGGACACAACCGAUGCUCCAUUCAGACUGAAUAAGAAAGACAUAAAAACGGUGAAGAUGAUGUAUCAAAAGAAAAAAUUUCCAUUCGGUUUCAUUCCGGACCUGAAGUGCAAGGUGCUGGAGAUGCCUUACCAGGGUGGAGAACUUAGCAUGGUCAUUCUGCUGCCGGAAGACAUUGAGGACGAGUCCACGGGUCUUAGGAAGAUUGAGGAGAAGUUAACUGUGGAAAAACUGCGUGAAUGGACCAAACGUGAGAACUUGGAGAACAUUGAUGUCCAUGUCAGACUGCCCAGGUUCAAGAUGGAAGAGAGCUACUUUCUUGACUCCAACCUCGGCCGCCUGGGAGUACAGGAUCUCUUUACCAGCAGCAAGGCUGAUCUGUCUGGCAUGUCAGGAUCCAGAGAUCUUUUCAUAUCCAAAAUUGUCCACAAGUCCUUUGUGGAAGUGAAUGAGGAGGGAACAGAGGCAGCGGCUGCCACUGCAGGCAUUGCUACGUUCUGUAUGCUGAUGCCCGAGGAAGAAUUCACAGUGGAUCAUCCAUUUCUUUUCUUCAUUCGGCACAACCCCACAGAUAACGUGCUCUUCCUUGGCAGGGUCUGUUCCCCAUAAAGAAAGAGACUUUAGGGAUACAAGCCAGGGCUUACAGUUUCAUUGCCUGAGAUUUUAAUAGUGAUUAUUUUCAUUUAUCCUUGCCAAUAAAACCUCUACCCAGAAACCAAUCUUUAGUUUCUUUUGUAU
Messenger RNA from Acomys russatus (golden spiny mouse), 1289 nucleotides. RefSeq names its product serpin family B member 1 (gene Serpinb1). The transcript is spliced from 6 exons. Lineage: Eukaryota; Metazoa; Chordata; Mammalia; Rodentia; Muridae. The record is from RefSeq and is a predicted model, not a curated record. Bases 21 to 1160 code for a protein of 379 amino acids. Gene Ontology annotation, molecular function: serine-type endopeptidase inhibitor activity. Gene Ontology annotation, biological process: negative regulation of endopeptidase activity.